CGUACCGGUUGCUAAAUAUUUAGCCUCCGUGCCCCCAAGUCCACCCCAGCUUUUGCCCCAGAGUUUCCUGAAAAUCUUGCCCGGCUCUGCGGCGUUUACCUUUCAUCUCUCCGCGCAGUCCAUAUAAAGUCUGCCUCGCUACAAACACCCCUUCAGCACACCACCAGUCUCCCCAAAAUCCUCUCCGCGGCUCCUUCAGUCCUAAAGACAUCCACCAUUUCCACUACUUCGGACCAGUCCACCAUAUCCACGACCACCAAGAUGCCUCUUCACCAGUCUGCCGCCAACCCGCGCCAGCGCCUCUCCAUCCUCACCAACUCCACCCUCGGCCACGACGUCAGCGCCGCCUUCAAAGCCUCCAGCACCAUCUCCUCUCGCUCAAGUCAAGAGUUCGGCGAGACCCCCGCGCCACCACCAUCUCCCGUCGACUUCUCCUUCCCGUCGACGCCCGCCGAGCAGAGAAGUCCUGAUGGAAGCGAAUCCAACUAAGUCAAUCAUCUAGUCUCCGCCAGCAGAC
Trematosphaeria pertusa is the source of this 517-nucleotide messenger RNA. RefSeq lists its product as uncharacterized. The coding region runs from base 262 to 489 and encodes 75 amino acids. The transcript has a single exon. The record is from RefSeq and is a predicted model, not a curated record. NCBI's taxonomy places the organism in Eukaryota, Fungi, Ascomycota, Dothideomycetes, Pleosporales, Trematosphaeriaceae.